This is a messenger RNA of Teleopsis dalmanni, 436 nucleotides long. Its product is annotated as inducible metalloproteinase inhibitor protein-like. NCBI's taxonomy places the organism in Eukaryota, Metazoa, Arthropoda, Insecta, Diptera, Diopsidae. The transcript is spliced from 2 exons. The coding region runs from base 90 to 368 and encodes 92 amino acids. The record is from RefSeq and is a predicted model, not a curated record.
UAUUUGUCGGUUGAAGUUGAAACAUCAUAUUUUAAAUAAAAUAUUUAUUCUAUAUAAUUGCUGUUGAUUAAAGUUUUAAUUUGUGAAAAAUGUUGAAUUCACGUUUAUUGGUGCUUUGUUGUUUUUUAUUUGUGACAUUAGCUUUUACGUCAUGUGAAGCUGCCGGUUUUCAGCCUAUUCCCAAAGAUUGUCCAGCUAAUGAAUUUUAUACGUCAUGUGGAGGAAGUUGCCAAACUGAAUGUGCCACUCUUGGAGAACCAUGCCUUAUUCGACACAUUAGAUGUCCUGAUGGGUGCUAUUGUAAUGAAAACUAUGCACGUGAUGCAAGCGGAAGUUGUGUUCCAAUUAAGGAUUGCCCACAAAAAUAGUUAAUAGAAUAAAUAAUAUUCUCUAGAAGAGAAUAGUUAAUUAACUAUUAAUAAUAAUUAACUAUUAA